UUCCACUCAAGAGAUUUCCAACAUCUUCAUGUUCUUAGAAAAACAGGAUGUGAACAUUGAGAUUGUGUGGAUUUGAAUGAUUUGAAAACAAAUUUCAUUAUUUUCCUCGGUAUAUUUAUUUCAUUUCAUUUUUUUAAACUAUUUUUAGGUGUAUUUUUGGAUUUGUAACCAUGAUCAGUAGCUAUCGGAAAAGUUGAUAUGUUAGUCAAGAUCAUUUACAAACAUCGUUAAUGAAAUGGGCCCGAAAACUGUUCCUUGGGGUAUACCUAUUGCUAUUAGUAAUAUCCAAAUGCUGUUAUAAUGGCAACUUGGAGGAAGAUAAUAAUAUGGCAGAUCCUUUUUGUAAUCCUGAUAGUCCAGUCAGGAUAACGUUCGAAGAAGUGACAUCUGCAGCCUAUAAGAUCAGGAGUGGAAUCGACUAUACGCCAUGCAUUAAAUCCCACUUGUCCAGUUUAACUGGAAUGGAUAUAUUUUUGAAGAAAGACUUUUUACAACACACUGGAAGUUUCAAAGAACGUGGUGCCCGGUACGCCAUGAUGAUGCUCACCAACGAAGAAAGGCGUCACGGGGUGGUGGCAGCUUCUCUGGGUAACCAUGCGCAAGCUGUAAGCUACCAUGGCUACCAGCUGGGCAUCCCCGUCACGGUGGUGAUGCCGACCAUAGCGCCCAUCAUGAAAAUCCAAAAGUGCAGAGAGUACAAUGCGAAAGUGAUAAUGGAAGGCAAGGACAUGAACGAAGCUAUAAAGAGAGCAGGCCAACUGGCCAAAGAACACGGUUGGGUGUAUAUAAAUGGUUAUGACAAUCCGCAGGUGAUCGCCGGCCAAGGGACGGUCGGCCUCGAGAUCAUGGAACAAGUGAAGAACAUCGAUGCGGUCAUAGUGCCCACGGGGGGUGGGGGAUUGCUGGCGGGGGUGGCGGUGGCGAUCAAAACAUUGGAUCCCUCCAUCAAAGUGAUCGGCGUUGAAUCAGAAAGGUGUGCGAGUUUUGCCAAUGCCAUAGAACACGAAGCACCAACUUACACGGAUAUCGGUGGUACUUUGGCCGAUGGGUUGGCAGUACCGAAAAUUGGGUACAAUGCAUGGAUCACGAGUAGAAAUCUAGUAGAUAGAAUGAUAACUGUGAAGGAAGAAUGGAUAGCAGUCGCGAUACUGCGGUUCAUUGAGAACGAAAAAUGUGUGGUAGAGGGUGCGGGAGCUACUGGUUUGGCAGCCAUUUUAGCCGGACAAUUGGACGAAUUCAAAGGCAAAAGGGUAGUGCUGAUCCUGAGCGGCGGCAACAUCGACACCACCAUCCUGGGCAGGUGCCUCGAACGGGGCUUGGCGGCCGACGGGCGGCUGGUCAAGGUCAAGGUGACCGUCAGCGACCGCCCGGGCGGCAUCUCGGAGCUGUGCAAGAUCAUCAGCUCGAUCGGCGUGUCCAUCAAGGACGUGAUACACGAGCGGGCGUGGAUGGUCUCGGACGUGUUCAGCGUCGAGGUGAAGGCUUUGGAAGACAUCGAAGAUCCGUUUUGUACCCCAGCAUCCCCAGUGAAAGUACUUUUUGAAGACGUAGUCACUGCAGCUGAGAGAAUCAGUGAUGGAAUAGUCAAGACCCCUUGCAAUAAAUCUUAUCGUCUAACAAAUUUGGCGAUCAUGGACGUUUAUUUGAAAUGUGAUUUCCAACAAAGAAGUGGAAGUUUCAAGGAAAGGGGCGCCCGCAACUUCAUGCUGUUGAUGAGCCCUGAACAAAGGGCCAAGGGGGUUGUGGCAGCCUCUGCAGGCAACCACGCUCAGGCCGUCUCGUACCAUGGGGCCCAGCUGGGCAUUCCCGUGACGGUGGUGAUGCCCAUAAUAUCGCCCAUCAUGAAGGUGCAGAAGUGCAAAGAGUAUGGUGCCAGAGUGGUGGUCAAGGGGAAGGAUAUGGGUGAGGCCAAGAAGAUUGGGUUGAAUAUUGCCAAGAGGGAUGGCAGUUUGUACCUGAAUGGUUUUGAUCAUCCGCAAGUGAUAGCCGGCCAGGGCUCAGCGGCCCUGGAGCUGCUCGAGCAAGUCGGCGACGUGGACGCCGUGGUGGUGCCGAUCGGGGGUGGGGGGCUGUUGGCUGGGGUGGCGGUGGCCGUCAAGGGACGCAACCCCAACGUCAAGGUCAUCAUACCUUCACUUCUAUCCACUAUUCACCGUAUCUCCAUGGAGAACCCAAUUCAAUGACGCCGCUACAUUUUUCCUUCUCGACCAUUUUUAUCCAUCUCUUUUCGGCCCGUCCAUUUUCAGGGGGUGGAGCCGGAGCGCGCGGCCAGCUGGACGAAGGCCUCGACGAUCGGCAAGCCGACAGCGACCGAGAUGCUGCCGACGUUGGCCGACGGCUUGUCGGUGCCCGUCGUCGGCUACAACGCCUUCGAGACCGCCAAGGACCUCGUGGACAAAGUGGUGCUAGUUAAUGAACAAUGGAUCGCUAUUUCCAUCUUGAGGCUGGUGGAAAAUGAAAAGUGCGUAGUAGAGGGGUCCGGAGCCGCCCCAUUGGCAGCUAUUCUCUCCGGGCAAUUGAACGAAUUCAGAGGAAAAAGGGUGGUGCUGAUCCUGAGCGGCGGCAACAUCGACACCACCAUCCUGGGCAGGUGCCUCGAACGGGGCUUGGCGGCCGACGGGCGGCUGGUCAAGGUCAAGGUCACCGUACGCGACAGGCCGGGCGGCAUCUCGGAGCUGUUGGCGCUCAUCGCCUCGGUGGGCGUGUCCGUCAAGCACGUGACGCAGGAGAGGGCGUGGGUCUUCUCUGACGUCUACAGCGUGCAGGUGAAAACCAUUUGCGAGACUAGAGAUUACGUGAACAGUGUCGAGCUGAAGGAACUUCUGUGUUCCAAGUACGAUGAUGUGAUGUUCGACGAUUUCCCCGAUAGAAGACUUUCGGUACCUUUGGUUUAGCAAGUAACUUGCCUUAUCAGUGGGAGUUCUCUGACCAUCUUCAAAAUUAGCUGUGAUAGCGAAGCACCAAGAUAACCAAGAAUAUGAAAUGAAAUGUACAUGCAUAUAUAUACCUAUACAAUAUAUUUUGAUAAUAAAUAUAUGAAACCAU
This is a messenger RNA of Phaedon cochleariae (mustard beetle), 3045 nucleotides long. The record is from the annotation of a GenBank genome assembly. NCBI's taxonomy places the organism in Eukaryota, Metazoa, Arthropoda, Insecta, Coleoptera, Chrysomelidae.